AUUUCCUACCGAGCAAGGCAGGAGGAACGGCGGAUAGAUAAACAGGGCGCCACCGGAUCUCUUCUCAGCAAGUGUUUGACCAGAGCUGGAACUCAGGCGCUGUGGGCGACAGUAGCAGGUCAAAUGUGUCCGCCCCGACGUUUCAGGGCUACAUAAUGAAUAUGGGCAUCACCCCUUCAGAGGUAUCCUCCUCCUCCUCCUCCACCUCUACCACCGCCACCUCCUCCGCCUGACUGGUUGGCCGCCUGUUCGUUAAUCCAAUUCAAGAGAUCAGCUCUUCAGCCCUUCCUGAGGUUACACUAUCAAGACGGCGUUAUCUCAGAAAGCCAGCUCCGUGGCGGUGAAGAUGACCACGGCGCGGUAUCGUCCCACGUGGGAGCUGGCCGUGGACCCUCUGGUCUCAUGUAAGCUGUGCCUUGGAGAGUUCCCUCUGGAGCAGAUGACCACCAUCACACAGUGCCAAUGUGUCUUUUGUACACUGUGCCUGAAGCAGUAUGUGGAACUCCUGAUUAAAGAUGGCCUUGAAACUGCAAUUAGCUGUCCGGACUCUGCCUGUCCUAAAAGAGGACACUUGCAAGAAAAUGAGAUUGAGUGCAUGGUGGCCACAGAGAUGAUGCAGAGAUACAAGAAACUUCAGUUUGAAAGGGAGGUAUUGCUGGACCCGUGCCGAACAUGGUGCCCUUCGUCGACCUGCCAGGCGGUGUGCCAGCUAAAGGAAGCGGAUUCUCCAGCCCUGCCCCAGCUGGUCCAAUGUGCUGUAUGUGCCCUCGAGUUCUGCUCGGCCUGCAAGGCCAACUGGCACCCCGGGCAGGCCUGCCAGGAGAACAACCUGCCCAUUACGUCCUUCCUACCAGGAGAAAACAGCUCUUUUUAUAAGAACGAAGAGGAUGAUGCACCAAUCAAGCGCUGUCCUAAAUGUAAAGUUUACAUUGAGAGGGACGAGGGCUGUGCACAGAUGAUGUGCAAGAACUGCAAGCAUGCCUUCUGCUGGUACUGUCUGGAGUCCUUGGAUGAUGACUUUCUCCUGAUCCACUAUGACAAAGGGCCCUGUCGAAACAAACUGGGGCACUCCAGGGCGUCCGUUAUCUGGCACAGAACACAGGUUGUGGGAAUCUUUGCUGGCUUUGGCCUUCUCCUGCUGGUUGCCUCUCCCUUCCUCCUCCUGGCCACUCCCAUCGUACUCUGCUGCAAGUGCAAGUGCAGCAAAGGCGAUGAUGACCCAUUGCCAACCUAAAAAACACCAUCCGAGUUGGCACAGGGAGCCACUUCAAGGAUGGGCCUAUCUAUUUUUGUCCUUUUUCACCCCUUUUACAUAUUUUUUUCCCAUCCCACCAGCUUUGAGAGCUUUAUUCUUUUUUGGGCUGAACCUGCACCAGCCAAGCUGCUUGGGGAUCCAUUGCUCUGCAUGAGGGAGGCAUGGCAGAAAAGCGACCCUACAUGUUUAUCUCGAGGGAGAGAGGUGCAGGGGUCAAAGAUUAGUGGACAUGAGACUCGUUGAGGGACUACUGUGUCCAAAUGUAUGAGAAGUUGCCAGACUGGGGACGUGGAGGAUGACUGCACCACUUCAGCUGCCCCCCCCCCUCUCUCAUGAGGUGUGGGUUAAUUUGUUGUUGCACUUUGGUGGGUAAUUGCAAAUGAAGGAGGGAAAAAAAAUCAACAUUAAGAAAUGAUUUUUUUUCUUUAUUAUUAUUCUUGUAUGGACCAUGUCAUGCAGGAGCCACCUUAGAAAGAACUCUUACUUCAUCGCUCUGUUUCGUCGGUUUGUUAUGCGCAACAAAAGCUUUUCCCUCACCACCACACUCGAUGUAGCUCUACAGAUUCAGUCAGUAGCAUAAUAGAGUUACACCACGGAUGUUUGGUGUUCACUCGAUUUGCACACGGAACAUGAUUUCUUUGUCAUGUCUGCGACUGAGGUAGAGAUGGGAGGCUAGCGUCACUCUCAGCUCAGUGUAUAGCACGUCCUCUUGAUGAUGUCAAUGUUUUAUAAUCCUGCGCUUUUAAUAGAACUGUGCUCAAAGUAGUGUCUAUGUGUUGUACUUUACAGUGUUUUUCCAACUGUUAGGCAAACAUAUUAAAGGGGACUGCCUCUCAAAUACAUUAAAAGGAAAAAAAAACAGUUUUUCCUGUGGUAAAAUGAUAAUCGCGUCUUGUUUUGGUUAACUAUCACCUUACCUUUUACUGUCUUUGCAUUCUACAUUAAAUUCACAAAUGUCACAAAUUGAGUGGCACUCCCCUUUAGCAUUAAAUUAAACUCUAUCAAAGGACCUCGUAUCCACGUGCUGUGGAGCCGUUUUAAUUUAAUUCACUAAAAGAGAUGUCACUCCUGUAUUUCUCAGUCCCUAGGCAGCAGUCUAGCCAAAUAGAAAUGAAUGGCCUUAAAUUAAAAGUAGUGAAAAUCAGGCAAGCCCCCCAUGCACUAAAAGAACAAGUCAGAUCCAAAUGAUCCCAGGGAAAGCAUGUUUUAAGGACUAGUCAGUGAAGCCCUUUAUAUCCAGACGAUUCUAUGAUGUCAUUCAUAUGCCACUCUGUUAAUAGCCAUACUGUUAAAAAAAGAAAAACAAAAUAAACGAGGAUCUCUCUCUCUACAUAUAAUAUAAACAAUUGUUCUCAAAUGGUGUUCUUUGUGAUCUAGGCCCUGUAUUUUCUGAGCCUCUUUAAGCAGGAGAGCGAUCAAUCCAACUAUGGUUGUGAAUGAUCUCAAGAUCAACUCUCCCACUUUUCGAGUCUUAACAAAUACCCGCUGGCUCAAACUGCAAACUUGCAUAUGUUAGUGGUCCGAGUGUCUGUUUUGUUUUGUUGGUAGUUAGACCUCCAACAAAAAGCAGCUAUUCCUUGCAGGAAUGUGAGAAAAGCCUAUAGAGUAAAUUUAAAAAGCAUGUUAAAUCUUUGGGCACAUGAAUAUCAAGCUGCUCUAUACUAUAUCACUUUAUCUAUGCAAGUUUGUGCAUCACCGUAAUGAUAAGGUUAUUGAUUGGCCAUGAUUAAUUGUAAGGAAGUAUUGUUUAAUGAGAGCUGCAGAAUGUCAGCAUAUCGUCGCUUUAAUUUAAUCAGGGAAUCAUUUGGAAAAUAUCCAUUUUAUGAUCAUUAUAUACAGUGCAUUGUUUUUUGGUUUUUGUCCUUAGGCUAGUUUUAAGGUUUCCAGAGAAGAAAUUUGCCUUUGCCAACUUCUUUGCAGUCUUCAGAAAAAUGAAAUUACCUUUUUACAAAAACAAUCUUACCUGGUUAUAAUCACGGUACGCAAACUGUCAGUUCUGAGGUUUUUCAGACCAGGACAUAAUAAAAGAAAAUAUUUGGUCCUCUGGGUCCAGUGGAGGAAUCUUGGCCUGCUUAUUUUUCAGUGUUGCUUUAAUUCAUUUAGGAUUUUGUGCAAUUAUCUAUGCACAGCUCUCUUAAUGUCUCAUCACGGUAUUUCAGUUGGGUUGAUGUCUGGAUUUUGACUGUGUCAUUGCAACAUCUUGAUUUGCCCUCCCACCCCACCCUUUUUUUCCCCCUCUUUUCAGCCAUUCUGUUGUAGAUUUGCUGGUGUGUUUUGGAUAAUUGUCCUGUUCAGCUAUGGACAGGUGUUCUCACAUUUAACUCUAGAAUACUUUGGCUUACAGAUGAGUUCAUGGUCAGCUCAAAGAUUGCAAGUUGUCCUGUGGCUCGAAAUCAAGCCCCAAUCAUCACCCCUCUAUCACCGUGCUUGAUAGUUGGUCUGAGGGGUCUGUGUUGAUUUGGUGAAAACCAAACACAGCAUAAGUGGCAUUAGGCUUUAUAGCCUAAUGCCAACCUAAGGAGUCCUGCUAUGUUCUUUAUACAGAGAAGAGACGUUGUCCUGGUAACACUUCCAAACAAGCCAUACUUGUUUGUUUUUCUCUUUUUUCUAAUUGUACUGUCAUCUUUAACAUUUAAUAUCCUAACUGAGGCCUGGAGAGUCUUGAGAUGUAGUUAUUGGGUUUUUGCAGUUAGCACUGUUCCCUCACAGCGGUUGCCUAACAGCAAGAAGGUGCUGAGUUCGACUCCACCAUCUAGCCUUAACCAUCUGGGGAUGGGGAGUUUGCAUGUUCUCCCCGUGUCUGCGUGGGUUCUCUCCGGGUACUCCAGCUUCCUCCCACAGUCCAAAGACUUGCAGUUAGAGGAGUUAGGUUAACUUGUGAGUCUAAAUUGCCCAUAGGUGUUAAUGUGAGUAGUGGUUGUCUGUCUCUCUGCGUUAGCCCUACGACAGACUGACGACCUGUCCAUUGUGUACCCCGCCUCUCACCCAUGAUAGCUGGGAUAUUCUCCAGUCCCCCACAACCCCAGUAAGGAUAUAAGUAAAAGAGAAUGAUUGGAUGGAUCUUUCACUGUAAAAUAGUUUGGAGAAGCGGUCGCUCUUUAAGAUCAUUGCUGAGGUCUUAUAUAAGGACCUUCUAAAGACCAAUUUUCUUUUAUUAUGUGUAUUACUGUGCUUUUUUUGUUUGUUUGUUUCUUUACCAAAACUGUAAGUCAGUUUAGGAAAAAAGUAGAAACCUUUCAGUUUAAAAUAGAGACAUUUAAUUUAUGGGAGAAGUUUGUAGUUAGACAAGUUUUGCUACCGUGCAUAGCACCUGCAUGUCUUCGGAGUGUGGCAGGAAACCAGAGCGCCUGAAGAAAAACCACACAGGCGCAGAAGGAAAAACAUGUAAACUCCACACAGAAAAGACCAGAGUUGAACAUCAGGUUCGAGCUUUGAGGCGACAGUGCUAACCACUGUGCCAACCUGUCAUAGCCAUUCCAGUGUUUUAAUAAGCCAUUCGGUUUCUCGCUUCCCUUCUGGUGCAAUUCAUCAGUGUUCAUGUAGCAUUUCAUUAAAAGUGUGGCUACAGUUGCCAAUAAAGGGGUUAACAAGAGUAGCUAAUACUGUAUAAGCUAAACAGUAGCUAAUCACCUGCACCUCCCACCAGUUUUCACCUGUUUUUAACUCUUAUGUAAAAUUUUAGAAAUAAAUUAUGUUAUUAUUAGUAGCCUUCAGGUUUGAAUGCGUUACCAGUAGCUUGGGUUGCUUUUAUUGGCCUUGCCUUCUGUAGGAGCAUGAUCAUUUGACACUGAAUUCGGUUAAAUUUUCUACCUUUCAUAGCAACAUUUCUUCGCUGCAAAUCAUUUAAAUUCCUGAAACUCUCAUUGUUUUAAUGACAAUCGUGCCAAGCAGAUUUCCCAGAAGGCAAAAGGAAGCUGAGCUGUGUGUGCAUUUUGAUCACGUCUUUGUAAUGUAUUAACAGUUUUUACAGGGUUGAAAUGACUGCUUCUUUAUGUAAGCGCUGCACUGUAUAAUAUGGAUUUUAUCGUUUUACUUCUUCUUGAUAUGAUCUGUGACGUGCGUGAUAUGGUGCCUGCUGUGUUUUACUGGAGGAGUUUAGCAGCUAAAAUGAACUCUAUGGAAAAGUCGAUGCAGAUGAUCACAACUGUUUGUUUGGUUUUUUAAAUUUGUUUUUUAGGGGUUUUAACAGUUUGAGGAACAGCGGGAGGGGGCUGAUACCACUAGUAAACAUUUAUUUAAAUCCAAAAACUAAAAGUCCAUCGAAUUCUUGAAAGGCACAAAGUAACAAAUCAUGGACACUUUGUUUUUCUUUUUCAAACUCAACAUUCUUCUUUACCAAUGUCUGCUGGCAUUAAUAAACAGGUAGAUACCGUAUUAUGCAACAAACAUAAGGGCAGCAUAAUUACUUGUUUUUUCAGGGCUUGACAUAAAGGCCUACAGAGUACAACCACUUCACGCAGAUGAUUCAUCAGCACAGGUGCUGGAGAAUAGGAUGACCUGAGUAAGGGCUUGCUUCUCAUUACUUGGGGCCCUGAAUGGAAAGAGAGUAUUUUACAAAGGCUCAAAAUCAACUUUGUAACUAUCAGAUCAAGUUUGGUUACGAGCAGCAGUCUAUAUUUUAUAACUUGUUGUGUCAAGAGAUGAAGCUGCAUGAGUUUUCUUUGACUUCUACAUGGUAAAUAUAAUAUUGUAGCCUCUAAAGAGCUUUCAUAUGGUGGCACUGAUAAAGUCGUCAUCCUGUUUUGGGUUUUUUUUUUUUCUUCUUCUUCUUUCGUUUAGAAAAUGCACUUUGAUGUUCAGCCAUAAAAUAUGUUGGUCAGCCUUCCUAUAUUUAGUAGAUGGCCUUCAUGUGUCUGUUACUUUUUUCUUUUUUGAUAUAUUUUAUGUUUUGUACACUUGUUACAUCAGUUUGUGUAUUUGUAUUAUCCGUUUAUAUAGAGGGAUUUUUCACCCCUUUAUUGGUCGUAUAUUAAUUACAAUGAGUUACAAUUAUCGGUCGCUCCCGUAGGUGAGUUAUUUUCAAAGAAACUGCUUUCCAUACACAGGACUAUGAGAAAACAAUGUCUCUAGUUCACUGAGUAAUUAAAGGUUAAAUGAUAACAAAGCUAUGACCAUUGUAAAAUUGCAUUAAAUCCAUUCUGUACAACUUUAGAAUUGGCAUCUUAAUAUAUCUACAGUUCCACUAACACUGUGACACCAGGUAUUAAAGGUUGUUGUUUUCGUGA
Molecule: messenger RNA, 6480 nt
Organism: Pelmatolapia mariae (spotted tilapia)
Lineage: Eukaryota; Metazoa; Chordata; Actinopteri; Cichliformes; Cichlidae
Gene: rnf144aa
Product: ring finger protein 144aa
Exons: 9
Coding region: 347-1234 (295 amino acids)
Biological process (GO): protein polyubiquitination; ubiquitin-dependent protein catabolic process; positive regulation of proteasomal ubiquitin-dependent protein catabolic process
Cellular component (GO): Golgi apparatus; ubiquitin ligase complex; cytoplasm
Molecular function (GO): ubiquitin protein ligase activity; zinc ion binding; ubiquitin conjugating enzyme binding
Source: RefSeq, a predicted model, not a curated record